AUGGCUACACCCAGAACCAAAAACCCGGUUCCUCCAUGGAUUGAGAACCCGUACCCGCACGUCGAGCACAGUCUAAUAACAUUUCCUCGAAGACAUCUCCUUCUCGUGACAAUCAAUCGACCCGAGCACAUGAACUGCCUCCCAGUCGAAGCAACCAUCGAACUCGGGGCGCUGUGGAAGUGGUACGAUGCUGAAACUGAGCUGCGAUGCGCUGUCUUCACAGGGGCGGGAACUAAGGCUUUCUGCGCCGGCAUGGACAUGAAACAAAGGUUGGAUAUCAUCAAGACGAAUGACGUUGCCUUCGAGUACCCUUCGGGCCAGUUUGCGGGCAUGAGCAAUCGAACAGGAAGGAAACCUAUCAUCGUAGCGUGUAACGGUCACGCACAUGGUGGCGGUUUCGAAGCCAUUCUCAACGCGGACGUAAUAUUUGCCUCGCCAAACGCCACUUUCCGUCUUCCCGAGGUGCUACGAGGCGUCUCUGCCCUCGCUGGCGCGUUGCCUCGGUGCAUGAUGCUUUUUGGCAACCACCGAACGAUGGACUUGAUUCUCACCGGCCGGGAGAUGUCUGUGGAAGAGGCGCAUAAGUGGGGCUUGGUAAAGGAGAUCGUGCCGCAAGAGAAGCUUAUCGAAAGGACGCUUGACUAUGCCGAUCAAAUCGCGGCAUUGAGCCCGGACAGCGUUAUCAUUUCACGAUUAGCGGCACGGGAAGCUUGGGAGACGGGCGUGAGCAGGGCGACGAUGCGCGGCCAAGAGCUGUGGCGGGAGGCGAUGUUGAAAAGUAAGAACGCGACUGAGGGUCUCGCUGCGUAUCGUGAAAAGAGAAACCCUAGGUGGUUUCCAUCCCACCUGUAG
Messenger RNA from Colletotrichum spaethianum, 852 nucleotides. RefSeq names its product mevalonyl-coenzyme A hydratase sidH. Gene Ontology annotation, cellular component: mitochondrion. The transcript has 2 exons. Gene Ontology annotation, biological process: fatty acid beta-oxidation. The coding region runs from base 1 to 852 and encodes 283 amino acids. The record is from RefSeq and is a predicted model, not a curated record. NCBI's taxonomy places the organism in Eukaryota, Fungi, Ascomycota, Sordariomycetes, Glomerellales, Glomerellaceae. Gene Ontology annotation, molecular function: enoyl-CoA hydratase activity.